GCCGCCAUUGAACCCGCGCAGCAGCAUGGCAUGUCGGGAUACCUUUUCCGCAUCAUGGCGGAUCAGGUAGUCGGCUAACACUAACGGGUUAGCAUCUACAACGAUUGUUUGGUUUACACAUAGUGAAUGACCGCAGCUAUCUGGGCUUUCUCUACACGGACUGGACUGCAUCCACCCGGACAUAAACUGGUGUUGAGUGAGGGAGCAGCACGCCAGUGACAUUAAGAGGACAAAGUCAGGGGCAUCGGCACAAUGGAAUGUGCAGUGGACAUCCCCUCAGGUGAAGAUGAGGCGCCUGAGAAAGACGACAUAAACGCCAAGGAAGAGAUUGAGCCACCCCACAAGAAAAACAAGAAGCACAGAAAACACAAGAGCAAGAAGAAGAAGAGGAAGAGGAAGGGGGAAAAGGAGACAAGUUCAGAAUCUGGUGCUGAGUCGGAUGUAGAGCCACCGCCGCCGCUGAAGCCUGUCAGGACCACCAGAGCAAGUGCCAGACUGGCAGCAGCUUCAGGAACUGGAGACCAAGCUGGGCCGAAGGAGGAGGGCAAAAGAGAUGUAAUUACAGAUCGUGCAGACGCGGAGGGAGAUGCAAAAUCCAAAAAACACAAAAGACACGCUGCCAAGAAGAAGAAAAAGAAGAGGAAGAAAGACGAAAAGCAGGAAAAGAAAUCCCCAUCUCGCUCCCCAUCUGAAAGCAGCUCCGCUUCAGGCUCCGAGUCUGAAGGUGAAGGAGGGAAAGCGGCUGGUGAUGGUAAAUAUUCUCCAGCUGCAGCGUCUGACCUGCAAGAACCAGUGUCCAAACUGGUUUCAAAAAGCAAGAAACCUGAAUCUCUUGGAGCGAAGAAAGAGGAGAUAUCAGAUAUGGAUGUGUCCCCAUCUGGAGAGAAGGGUAACACCAAUCGAUCAGAAAAUGAUAUGAGACCGCCCGCUGCAGGCCAGGAUGAGAUAACACAGACAGCAGCAGUUAAGGUUAAGACGGAGGGUAGUCAUGCUGAUGGUACAUUUAGCCAUGCCCAGGAACUCCCUGACAUCAUCCCGAAACAGGAAGGUGCUACCCCAAGAGAUGACACAGGCCUGAAAGAUCAGGCCAAUUCAGUUCAAAGGGCAAAGGUCAGGGAGCGUGAUUCAUCCAGGUCCAGAUCUCCUUCCCCACCCAGGGUCUCAGAUAUUAAGAGGUCAGGGUCAAGUCAUAGUCGUUCACCAACACCUAGUCCUAGUAGGGAGCAGUCCGAUGGACAAACAGCAGCAGCAGUAGUGAAAGAACGGUCAAGAACCCAUUCCAGGUCAACUUCUAAGGGAAAACGGUCUAUAACUCCUCUAAAGACUCGGCAGCUAUCCCGCUCUCAGUCCCGCUCUCAGUCCCCUAAAUCUAAGAGGAAGUCACUCUCCCCGUCCCCGAAGUCUACCAAGAGGGCGACACGUCAGUCUCGGUCCACCUCUCGCUCCGUCACCCCCAAGAAAAAGGUGUUGAAGUCUCCAAGGAAGUCCAAGUCUCCUAAACGUCGGAGGAGUUCAUUGUCUGUUUCUCCAAAGCGACGCAGAAGUUCCCACUCUCCGAAAAGAAAGUUGUCACGGUCCCCUAAACGUGGUGGGCGCAGGUCCCCCUCUCUAUCUCGGUCUCCAAGGAAAAGUCGAAGGUCAGAGUCACGUCCCCGUGGAGGCACAAUGCACUCCAGGGCUCGCUCACCUAGACGAGGUGGUGCAGUUGGCAGGCGUUCAAGGUCACGUUCCUUCACUAGAACCCGUCGCUCCAGCUCUAGAUCAAGACGUCCUGUUCGCCGCUCAAGGACGCGGUCACCGGCAAGACGUGCAGGAGGUCGGCGCUCCAGGAGUCGAUCCUUGUCUCGGCGUAGGAGGUCACCUCCCCCCACAUCCCGCCGCUCACGCUCCAGGUCGAUCCGCAAGAGCAAGCGGACUCGGUCUCGUUCCAUUGUAGUCCUUAAGCGCACCCGGCGCUCCAGAUCGAAGAGUCCCCGCAAGCGGACCAAAUCCAGAACCCCUCCCUCCCGUUCCGCCGCCAGGAGAAAUCGUUCUCCACCAAGGUCUAGCAAACGCUCCAAAUCUCGCUCAUUGUCUCGAAGGCAUCGGUCCAAGUCUCUCUCACCACUACCUAUCAAGAGGAAGUCCAAAUCUCCUCGGAGGAGUGGAAGAAGGUCAAAGUCUAAAUCCGUCUCGACGGGCUUGAACAGAUCUAGAUCCAAGUCGGAGUCAAGUGAUGGGCGGUCUGACAACUCCUCCCCAGCCAGAUCUGCAUCUUCCUCUCCUGUUAAAGAGAUGAAGCCUUCCUCUCCUGAGGCUGAGGCUGAGGCUGAGGCUGAGGUUGAGGUUGAGGCUGAGGCUGAGAAGACAGCUGGAGAAAGUGGAGGAAUUUCAGCUAAAGCAGGUGCUUGGAAGCCCAUGCCCUCAGCAGUUGCCGCCAGCCCUCAGGCUGCUGGGAUACGUUGGGAUACGUUGCAGGAGCAGAUCCAGCUCAAGAUGCCUUCUCCAAACCAUGACAAGGAAGGUAUCAGCUCACCCAAUGAACGAGGUGUUUCCAAGUCCAGGUCCGGUUCCAGAGAGCCCGGCAUUGGUCCAGAUGGGUCUGAUUUAUCUGAAGGCUCAGAUGAAGAACAGGAUUCUCCCCCUCCAGUUAAGCAGCUGUCAAAGUCACGCUCACCUGCGGAACGCAGGAAACUUUCACGCUCAACUUCUUCACCUCGGCGAUCAACAUCCAAGACUACAUCCCGAAGGAAGCAGUCUAGGUCCAAGUCUCCUGUGAGGAAAAGAGAAUCUGUCUCUCCAUCAGAAAGAAAGAAACGGCGGUCUAAAUCUCGGAGUCCUGCCCGGCGGCGGAGGUCACGCUCCCCCGCACGGCGUAAGCGAUCACACUCCAAGACACGAACCCGAAUCCGGCGAUCCAAGUCCCGCUCUCCACCCCGAAAGAGACGAUCCCGCUCACCCAACGCCCGUGGGAGGAGAAGGUCCAAGUCCACAGACCGAAGCAAACGAUCCAAGAGCCGCUCCACGGGCCGCAGGAAAAGGUCAGUAGACAGAAGCAGACGAUCGAGGUCUCGUUCUUCUGACCGCAGACGCAGGUCUAGGUCGAGGGGCCGCGGGAGGCGCCCGGUGUUUCGCAGCCGUUCGUUCGAUAGGCGGGACAGGUGGAAAAGGGAACCCAGCCACUCUCCAGUUCUCAUUCUCCGCAAACAGCGCCGCUCAGGGUCCCGGACACGACGCAGCACCAGCAAGACUCCUCCACGCCUCACUGAACUGGAUAAGGACCAGUUGCUGGAGAUAGCCAAAGCUAAUGCUGCUGCCAUGUGUGCUAAGGCGGGGGUGCCCAUUCCUGAGAGUCUUCGACCUAAAGCCAUCCUCCAGCUCCCUCUACCCACUCCAUCUCCUACCCCACUCUCCUUACCUCUACCGUUACCUCUCUCAAUGGGCAUGGGGAUGCCCAACAUGCCCAAUAUGCCCAACAUGGGUCAGAUGGGGUUAUCCAGUAUUCCAGGAAUGCCCAGCAUGUCAAACAUCACCAUGAGUGCCGCUAUGGCAAGUAUGACGGCAGCUACUAUGACAGCAGCCUUGACCAACAUGGGUGCCCUGGCGGCCAUGCCUCCCCUCGCCCCACUUCCUACCAUCACUAACAAGCCCCCGCCGUGUCUCGCCCCGCCAACGCCAACCCUGAACCUGGACCACAUCGAGGAAGCGAAGAGGAAGGUCACUCAGCAAGCGAACAUACACACCAUCAAGGAGCUUACUGAGAAGUGUAAGAUGAUUGCAAAUAGCAAGGAGGAGAUGGCCAUUGCUAAACCCCAUGUCUCAGAUGAUGAAAGCUAAAACCGCCAAGCCCUCACGCUACUCCCCUCAAAGGACUGAAGGAAAACGCUUUACAGGAGGACCUACCUUCCCACAGUUUCCCUUGGCAGCCAGAUGAGCUGACUGAGCCUCAUAAACCACCAAGAAGAAGACGAGCAUCCGAGUUGUCACAGUUAGAAUAUAGACGUACCGGCACCAGCCACUGCCCCACCCAGCUCCCCCCGUUUGUUUCUGUUUGUGUGCAAGCGAGAGAGACUGGCUGUCACCUGUGAUACCACUGAGUAAACUGGACACACUGCCAUGUGUGCACAGUUGUAUGACUGUAUAGUGAGCGUGAGUCUGUGUGCGUGAAUUGUUAGUGUGUGUAUAUACGGUAGUGACUUUCACCACCUCAGUGUUGCUGCUCAUUUAAGCGGUCACUGACUGAAGAGGAAACAAACCAAACUAACUAGUGGCGCAAGUGUUUUUGUAAAAGAUUAGUUUCUCUAAAUUUGAUUUACUUUUAUGCUUUCUUAAAGAGCUGUGUUAAGUGGAGACUGCUUCCUCGUUCUUCUGUAUUCCCCUCUGCUCUCUCUAGUCCCUGGUUUUAUAAACAAAUAAUGCAGACGAAGUUUUGGUAGAUCCUCACAUGUGACUCGUUUUCAAACGCCUGGAUGACCACAUGUUGUGAAUCCUGGAACAGGGUGCCAGGUCUGAUUUAUUUUGAAGGAAUGGAAUAAGUGACUAUAUUGGCUGCAUUAAGAAGGUUUGAACUUUUGGAUAUGACAAAACAUAAUUAAUCCAGUUAGCACUGCCCUGGGUGUGAUUUUCGUUCCCUCUAUUUUAAACAUCAACCUAAUCUUUGACUCUAAACCGGUCUUUCAUUUGGGCUUUGUUGGGAUUUUUUUUUUCAAUUUGGAAACAUGUUUGCUGUAGAUUUAAAUGGACAUUUCAUCUACUAUAAUUUUAACACCAAUAUCCUAACAUGCAGUGUUGUCUGUUUUGCAGAACACUAUACUAUAAUAUCAUUUAAGAUGCUCAAAAAGCAUACCAGUAGUAUUUGCUGGGAAUUACCAUGUUAGCAUUUUUAAAACUAGAAGACAUUUGACUGAGUGCAAACUUUUUGAAAUGUCUGUGUUUCUAUCAUUUGUCAUCCGGGUUUGAUUUUGUAAGCGAUGCUGGUUGAUGACUGGAUGGCUGGACAUCCCAGAUGUUGGGACCUUGCCUCAGAAUAACAUAAUACCCGUAAUCCCAGAUUCAGAUCACAACUAAGAUUUGGUUGACUAGACCUUGAGCCACCAACUUUAGCUAUAUUACAUAGACUGUACAUAAAGAUGGACAAAGCGUCUCCACUUCCUCCCACUGUACCGAAGUAAAGCCAAAAUAGCCCGAUACGAGCGCUGCUAUUUUGAGAUUUUGACGUCAAUUGGAACCAGUCUGCGCAGUAGUGAUCGGGCGGUAGAGCCACGGUAUCGAGGUCACCCGCCCGAACCAAUUGCGAGCUGAGCGCAGCCGUAGUUCGUCAGUGAGAGAGACUCUUUAUGUACAGUCUAGGAUUUAUCAAUGUAACAUUUUUUUUAUUCUCCUGAUGAGAAACCGGAUGGUUGAAAAUGUAACUUCGCUUAAAUUUCACACUGUAAAUGGAGCUAAUUAUUACUUGUUUAGAGCAACAUUUCUAAUUCACUGUGUGACUGAAUACAUGAUAAACAUUAGGCAGUUUUUAAAAAUACGCUUUAGAUAUGCUUUUGCCUUUCUGUUGCUGUUUACAUUAUUAAAACAUCAUUUCUAUUAGUAGCUUUUAUAGAUGAACACAUGGAGAACAUAAUUCAUGUUGCGCUGGGGGGGUGACAGAUUAUACUUCUAGUGGUUAUAGAGUUUAAUUUAGGAAGUUGAGUAUGCCCUGAACUGUGCCAUUGUUAAAUGUUUUGUGUAUUAGACAAUCAGGUUCUUUGUCUCAAGAUGCUUCUUUUGAAGAAAGAACUAUAUCCACAUUAAAUUGACACAUCUUGCAGCGCUGUAUUCAGGUGGCAAAUAGGAGAGAAUUGUUAUGGAUAACUGCAAACGUAAUGAAAACCCAACAAGCCCUUUUCCUUUAAUCCACUGACUCAUUUAAUAUCUGCUUUACUUGUAAAUGUUGUCCCCCCCCCGGCCACCUAGUAGGUCUUCUGUGUGAGCUGCGUCUGGGUUAACGGGGUCCAUGUUUCACUUAAUGCUUUUGUCCCGUUGGAUAACUGAAGAACAAAAACUAACACGGUGCUUUUGGGAAAACUGGCAGGGAUGAGGUUUUUAAGGAAUCUUGCACUCAUAACUCAUUUAUUUUUCAUCAGAGAGGGAAGUAAGUCUAGAUCCAUCCUUCUUUGUCGACCUCCCACACCCAGGGCUGUUAAACUGUGGAAGAUAAUUCUGAUUUGUCAAACUGUAACUAUACUGACCGUACCAAAAGCGUUGUUGAACUGUUGAUUCCCUGAGGUAAUCUUUAGCUAUUUUAAUGACAGAUAAAAGAAGAAAAUGCAUUUUAGGAUUCUUUUUUUUUUUCUUUGGUCAUUUGAAUAUGACAUCGCCUGCUUUGUACAUAAACGUGUUGAUGAUUAUUAAAAACCUCAAUGAUCUCUA
Molecule: messenger RNA, 6387 nt
Organism: Sebastes umbrosus (honeycomb rockfish)
Lineage: Eukaryota; Metazoa; Chordata; Actinopteri; Perciformes; Sebastidae
Exons: 10
Coding region: 253-3816 (1187 amino acids)
Biological process (GO): regulation of cell cycle; regulation of mRNA splicing, via spliceosome
Molecular function (GO): RNA binding
Source: RefSeq, a predicted model, not a curated record